Molecule: messenger RNA, 3537 nt
Organism: Aspergillus saccharolyticus JOP 1030-1
Lineage: Eukaryota; Fungi; Ascomycota; Eurotiomycetes; Eurotiales; Aspergillaceae
Gene: amdX
Product: putative C2H2 transcription factor (AmdX)
Exons: 2
Coding region: 1-3537 (1178 amino acids)
Biological process (GO): regulation of transcription by RNA polymerase II; DNA-templated transcription
Cellular component (GO): chromatin
Molecular function (GO): DNA-binding transcription factor activity, RNA polymerase II-specific; zinc ion binding; RNA polymerase II cis-regulatory region sequence-specific DNA binding
Source: RefSeq, a predicted model, not a curated record
AUGCUACUUGACUCAAUGGUGGCCCAAGAUCCGGCCACGAGCCCCAAGAUGGACAGCAUCAGCGAGAUCCCUGGUGACGUGACGGCGGCCUCCAAAGCCAACACAAAGAAGGAUACCAAUGGUGCGAACACCGGUGUCGGGUCUGUCCCUCCGCCGAAAACGGACAAGCCACGUCCACACGGUUGUACCACUUGCGGUCGCUCUUUCGCGCGAUUGGAGCACCUUAAGCGCCAUGAGCGGUCGCACACCAAAGAAAAGCCCUUUGAGUGCCCGGAAUGCGCACGUUGCUUCGCUCGACGGGACUUGCUUUUGAGACAUCAGCAGAAGUUGCAUAUGACAACCACACCAUCGUCCCGCCCGAGAAAUGCGCGCAGGGAGAGUACAGGCACAGCGGGCACGGGCACAACCAACAGAGUACGGAAAAAUUCAAUCGUGAGUAAUCCUAGCACGAUGCGGCCUCGUGCCAAUACCAUUAGUCAUAUCGACGGAGCCUCGUUGAAUUUGGUCGGUCCUACCAACCCUCCGACCGCUGCUCCCGGUCACCCGGCCCAUGCUUAUCACCCGAGCAUUGGUUCUGCAUCAAUGGGCUCAAACAUGGAUUUCCGUGGGUUCUCGGCAGGGCACCAUGCUCCGGUGAAUGGCCUCACCAAGCUGGACACGUCGGGCUUACCAAUCGACCUGUCCGGUGGCCUGCGGACGGCUCCUGUUUACGGAACCUUCGACCUGAGUGUCCCAGAUUUAACCAUGGGCUAUAAUACCACGAUCAACCCCGCCCAGCUGCAUCAAGCAUACGGGAACGACUCUCCCUCAUCACCAUACACUCAUGCGGUUCAUCACAUGCCUCCCACCGACCCCAUGAUGGAGGAUGAUUACCACCCUUUCGAGUGGAUGAAUGGCUAUGACCCAUCGUUGCAGAUGCGAAAGAGCAAUGAUUCCGCCAUGGACGAGUCAUCUCCGUCAGCCAUGAGUACUGGGAGUCAGAGUGGUAUCAGCGAAGCCAUGCUGGAUGGUUCGAACCGGUACUCUAUCUCGUCUGCGAGCUGGCACAAUCCCUUCCCGCCGCACACCGGCGCAACUUCCGCGAACCAAUACCCCCUUGAAUUCUCUGCUAGCUUUAACGAUAUAGGAAUCCAACCAGAGACUGUCUCCCCCAAGUCGUUGCUGGCGCAGAACCCGUUUGCAGAGACGUAUGCCACCCCUCCGUCCAUGACUUCAGUGGGCCAACCCCUCAUGGGAGGACACUCGCAGAGUAUGUUCCCAUCCUCUAUGGCAACCAACGGAGAAACUCCUAAUCCUCUCAACUUGCCUUUCGCGAAUAGUGCCCUACGAACUCACCAUGCCGCAACCUCGGAUACCUUUACAGACUCCACCCGACAGGCUUUAUUAGCCAGCAUGGCCCAUCCAACCGGUCUGAUUCAUCGUAAAUACUCUCAGCCUGCCAGCAGCAUGGUACCAUACCGUGAUCUCUUCUCUCGCCCUUCUAGCCUCAGCAGCUCCGGUCACCUUCCCAGCACUUUGGACAUGCAACGAUAUAUUUCCGCCUACAUCACCUACUUCCAUCCGCAUAUGCCCUUUCUUCACAUUCCGACGCUUGAUUUCCGGGCUCCUGAGUACACCAACAACCUUCGAACCCCCAGUGGCCAUUUGAACCUAUGCUCAACCGGGGUUGCUGGCGGGGGCGGCUCUCUGAUUCUGUCCAUGGCUGCUAUCGGCGCAUUGUACGAAUUCGACACCGCCGCCUCCAAAGAUCUCUUUGAGGCUGCCAAGAAGAUGAUUCAACUCUAUCUUGAAGAACGUCGUAAGGUGGACAUGUCGGCGGCAUUCGGGCGGGCCAGCCACGCGCGGGACAGCUCUGUACAGAACACUCCGCUAUGGUUGGUUCAAGCGAUGUUGCUCAAUGUCAUCUAUGGCCAUAUGUGCGGUGACAAGACGUCGGCCGAUAUUGCUAGCACGCACUGUGCCGCACUCGUCAGCCUUGCGCGAGCGGCUGAGCUUACCCACCAUGUGGAUGCUAAAAACCUUCCGCAAGACCAUCAAUUUUCAAAUGUUGGCCAAUCGCAUAACGUUGGAGGAGCCGAAGCUCAAAAUAAACCAGUUUCCGGCCAGCCAAACGAGAGAAAGGAGUGGUUAGACUGGAAAAUUGUGGAAGAACGCAAGCGUACUCUGUAUGCGAUAUUCUGCCUGUCCUGCUUCCUAGUGUCGGCGUAUAACCACGCACCUGCUCUCACGAAUUCUGAAAUCCGUCUCGAUCUUCCUUGCGAGGAGGAUUUGUGGGCUGCAGAAUCUCCUCGGGCGUGGAAGAAAUUGGGCGGCUACUCGUCGAGUCGGAGCAGCAGUCCUUUCCCUACUGCAUUGACAACUCUGCUGACCGCCAGCCAACGGGAGAGACAAUCGACCCCAUCCAAUCAAGCACAAUCACCCGACAAGGAGGUCACGUCGGAUUCCGCCGUAUCAACUUUGAGGCCUAGUACUUUUGGCUGCUUGAUUCUCAUCUACGCCCUUCACAGUUACAUCUGGGAGACUCGCCAACGGCAUCUUGGCCGACAAUGGACGGCCGGCGAGACUGAGGCCAUGCAGGCGCACAUUGAGCCUGCCUUGCGUGCUUGGCAGACUGCUUGGGUCAGCAACCCUGUCCACAGCCUGGAACGUCCUAACCCGUUCGGUGCGGGGCCUCUGUCAGCUGACAGUAUCCCGCUAUUGGACCUUGCCUAUGUAAGGCUGUUUGUCAACCUUGGUCGAUGCAAGGAGGCAUUUUGGCAACGCGACUGGAAUGCUAUGUCUGAUGAGCUUGCGCGCGGGAUCGAACUAGUCCAUCCUUUGGACGAUAUCCCCUCAGAGGUGCUGGACCCUUCGAUCACCGAGGCCUCGGCCCAAGUAGAUUACCGUCGUGACUCAAUCGCAGAUUUGGGCGUCGCGGAGCUCGUCAUUUCAGGCACCCCGACGCAGGAGCAGCCCUUGCCUUCCAUGAUGGGGGUGCAUCGGCCAAGCCAGUCGAAACGCGAAAGACAUUUGCGCAGAGCUGCGUUCUAUGCGGCCGACUCAAUCAGCAUAUCUGACCAACUAGGAAAUACCUUUGCAGAGUUCACUUGUCGGGAAUUGCCCAUUCAAUGUGCGAUGUGCACUUUUGAUUGCGCCCAGGUCAUUGCGGAGUGGAUCACGACUGUCCAAGAACGUGUUGGCCCGUACCUCGGCGUCCUUGGUCGCGACGAGAUCGAUCUGGCUCAUGCCAGAAACGUUAUGUUGUUGGAAGAGGAGGACUGCAAGCUCAUUGGCAAAAUCCAGGAGAUACUGGACAACAUCGAAAACAAGAUGCAGACGGAGGUGGAUAGCAGCGUCACCAUGUCAGCUCUCAGCGUUCUGCAACGCCUUCCCAGUGUUGUAGAGGGUGGAUACGGCUGCAAGAUUCUGGUUGCCACAGCCAGCCUUCUGGACCGAGCUGCUGUUUGGCCAAUGAUCAAGAUAAUGGCUCGAUCUCUCGAAGCACAAGCCCUGCGAUUGAAGGAACGAGCAGACAACUCUACUCUUGGUGGUCACUAA